GCGUGAGAGGAGGGUCUGUUUGCGCGCUCCCGUGCGUGCCCACCUCCCGUCUGCUAUCCGAUCCUUCCUCCGUCUCUUCGCUGACUCAGUGCCUUAAGCAGCAUCACCGCUCACCAGAACAGAUCUACAGCAUCCUCUGCGGAGAAAUACAUCAGCCAUGGCUAAAACAGCAACCGCAUACAAAGAGAAGAUGAAGGAGCUGUCUGUCCUCUCCCUCAUCUGCUCCUGCUUCUACCCAGAGCCACGCAACAAGCUUGUGUGUGACUUUGAAGACAUGGAGGUGAAACCUAUAAACAAGCGGGCCUCGGGUCAGGCUUUUGAGGUGAUUCUCAAGCCUCAGUCUCCAGUGUCAGAUGUAGCCCACAACCUUCCCUCACCCCCAAAGAGGGAUAUCUCCUUGGACGACAUUGAGAAGAAACUCGAGGCAGCUGAAGAACGGAGGAAGUACCAAGAGGCCCAGGUGCUGAGGGCUUUGGCAGAAAAGCGAGAACAUGAGAGGGACGUGUUGCUAAAGGCUAUGGAAGAGAACAGUAAUUUCAGCAAGAUGGCUGAGGAGAAGCUCCAGAUGAAGAUGGAGCAGAUCAAGGAGAACCGUGAAGCCCACCUGGCGGCCAUGAUGGAGCGCCUACAAGAGAAGGAGAAACACGCGGCUGUGGUGCGCAGAAACAAAGAGCUGAGGGAAGAGCUGACAGCAUGAGCCUCACACGAGUCCAGACUUCCAUCCACCCAGUCCUGUCCCCUUCCUCGAAUGACGGUUGGUGUUUCCAGACUACAGACUCCUCAAGAUAUCAACGUAUCUCAUCUGUAUCUCCCUCACGCGCACCUACUCAUUCUCAACACGCACACUUGGAACUUAACAAUAAUCGAAUCCCCACAGAUACAUAGAAGUCCACUUCCUCUGAAAUGAGCUCAAUAGGUGCUUUAUUGUUAUUAAGAAUGUCUAUGCCCAAUGGGAGCAACUGUUUAUACACUUGCAGAUUACCACUUUACCCCGACCGCGCCAUUUUUCGAUGAAUCCAUCGUUACCCAAACGAAUAGCUUUGUUAAGAACAGUGUUGGGAAUGAACCUUAUAAAGUUGUGAAUGUUAUGACACCAUACUGGUAUCAUGCAUAGUGUCUUGGACAGUAGAAUGUGCUGUUGCUCCCAUCUUGAUAUUGAUAGUGUGAACAUUACGUAUGUCUGUGUGGGUGUGUGUGAAUGAAGAAUUACCUUGAGGCAUCAUCAGCACCUUCUCUCAUUUAGGGGGUUAGAUAGAGAAUGGAUGCAGGAUGCUUUACAUUCAGCACACUAAACUAGUCUCUUUUUAAUAUACAGUACCACUGAUAUCUGCCUGCAUCUUCUGCUGCUUGUUUUUCUCCCUCCAUCUAUUUCUCUGUGAAAGCUUUGCUGAAUAAAAGUUUGGGGUUCUGUGAACAUGGCAUGCACCAUCUGAAACUUUUCUGUAAACUGCCAAAUAAAAGAACCAGUUAUCUACA
This is a messenger RNA of Pundamilia nyererei, 1476 nucleotides long. It is a transcript of the gene stmn2a, whose product is annotated as stathmin 2a. The record is from RefSeq and is a predicted model, not a curated record. The coding region runs from base 158 to 697 and encodes 179 amino acids. Lineage: Eukaryota; Metazoa; Chordata; Actinopteri; Cichliformes; Cichlidae. Gene Ontology annotation, molecular function: tubulin binding. The transcript has 6 exons. Gene Ontology annotation, cellular component: neuron projection; growth cone; cytoplasm. Gene Ontology annotation, biological process: microtubule depolymerization; neuron projection development; regulation of microtubule polymerization or depolymerization.